CAUUUCUUUUAAGCGACAGGGUGUCUAGACACACACGUGACCGGGCGCGUCAAUGCGCACUGGAGACUGGAGACGGAGCAAGGGCACCCAAACCAUCCGCCUCAUUUACAGACAGAGAGCCUUUUACCCCCCUCGACAUCACUCGUCGGCUCGCUUCCUUCCACACUCAGCCACGGAAACUUCGUGUGAGAUACGAGCUUGGAUUAUUUGAUCUUUGAAGGGAUUCGGCUGCUAAAAUAGGUUACAAGGCUCGGUGCGUGGACGCAAGAAGGAAAAAAAAAAACGAGUCUCUUGCUUUUUCCUCCGGCUUUUUUUCACUAACGCAACUCAACUCGGGUUAGAGAUCCAGUCCUGGGUUUUUGCUCCCUGCCUCCAGGAGACCACAUCCAUCUGCAGACGACUGGUGGACGAUAACGGAUAAAAAAGCCUCCGCAAGCCCGGUGGAGAGCCCUACUCUGUGCAGGCGGAUCAAGGAUUUUGUGGAUUAAUGCUCUUGAAGACACAGCGACGAGUCUCGCUUUCCAUGGGAUAAUUGCGAUAGCGUUUAGGCUUAAUUAGGCCCCAGUUUUCCUCUCAUUUACACUAAAGCCACUGCGCAGAGAGACGGGUUUUUGACAGUGUUUAUUUGCUGUAAAAAUCGCCACGGAGCAGCUUUUUAAAGGGGUCAGUUCACAGCGCUGUAGGUUGCACAUCACCAACACAUUCUGGCUACAUGCAGCCGGGCUGGAGCAGAUUUCCCUGACCAUAUAGAGGCGUAUUGUAGUUUUAAAAGCCCCGAAUGUUAUGGUUGUGUAUCCCUGGAGGAGAAUCUAACUGUCCCGUGAACCCGGACUGCUUAUUUCGGCGAUCUAGUCUGCAGGAGAAGGCAACAGAGACUGGCGUAUGCUACAGAUUUCCUCUGCUUAUCCAGCUCCCAGUUUUUCCACCGUAUUUUCUCAGGCUGCUUGUCAUUGCCUGGACUCGGAUCCCGGAAUCUUCAUGAUUUGCGGACACCAUGCUCGUUUUUUAGCCGGGAAACCCUCUUUUCGUCCCGCAUGUUUAGGACCAAACGAUCGGGGCUCGUCCGGCGACUCUGGAGGAGCCGUGCGCCCGUGGAGGGCGACGGGGAGGCGGAUAGAGGGACGCAUGGCUCCGGGGGCUGCUGCAUGGGCAAAGCGACAAAGGUGGCCAAGUCCAACGCAGGGUCCGAGGCUGAAUUGAAGGCGUUGACCCACUCGAUACUGAAAAAGAUCAAAGAGAAACAAUUAGAGGUGCUUUUGCAGGCGGUGGAGUCCAAGGGGGGUGCCCGCAGCCCCUGCUUGCUCCUGCCCAGCAAAGUGGACGCCAAAGUGGGUCAACAGUCUUACUCUCUCCCCAUGCUGCUCUACAAAGUGUUCAGGUGGCCGGACCUCAGGCAUUCCUCGGAGCUGAAGAGGCUGUCUUGCUGUGAAUCCUACGGGAAAAUCAACCCAGAGCUCGUUUGCUGCAACCCGCACCACAUGAGCAGGCUUUGUGAACUCGAGUCGCCUCCUCCUCCAUAUUCGCGCUACCCCAUGGACUAUCUUAAACCACCAGAUUCUCCAGACUCUGGACCUUCAUCCAGUGAUACUGGGGGAAUGACAUACUCGGCCCCUGUGGGGCCUUCAGAUUCCCUGGCGUUGCAGGAGUCUGGCGAUCGGGCCCAUUGGUGCGUGGUGGCAUACUGGGAGGAGAAGACCCGCGUCGGGCGCCUCUACUCGGUCCAGGAGCCUUCUCUGGACAUCUUCUAUGAUCUACCUCAGGGGAACGGCUUCUGCCUGGGCCAGCUUUGCUCCGACAACAAGUCCCAACUGGUGCAGAUGGUGCGGGCCAAGAUCGGCUACGGCAUCCAGCUGACGCGUGAGCCAGACGGGGUGUGGGUCUACAACCGCAGCUGCUACCCCAUCUUCAUUAAGUCGGCCACACUGGACAACCCGGACUCGCGCACGCUGCUGGUGCACAAGGUGUUCCCCGGAUUCUCCAUCAAAGCUUUUGACUAUGACAAGGCCGGCAACCUGCAGAGGCCCAACGACCACGAGUUCACGCAGCAGCCUCGCACGGGCUUCACGGUGCAGAUAAGCUUUGUGAAAGGCUGGGGACAGUGCUACACCAGACAGUUCAUCAGUAGCUGCCCGUGCUGGUUGGAAGUCAUCUUCAACACUCGAUAGCAGCAGCCUUCCUCUUCUUCGCCCCCUUCUUCCCUCCCUCACAAACAGACUACAACCCACUUUUCCUUUUUUUGUUCCAGAGGUUCAAAACACAGAAGAAAAAAGGAUUUAAAAGAAGAAGAAAGUCUAAGGAUUCUGACAGACUUUGUUUAAUAAAUGACUAAGAUUUAAUUAAAUAAGAAGCGAAAAAAUGUAUUUUAUGUUAUAUAUAAAUAUAUUAUUAAUUGUAAAUAUGAAGACGUUUUAUAUGCAUCAUUAUUUAUGUAUUGUGCAAUGUGUUGAUGAGAAAAAGAAAAUAAGAUGCACUUUGCUUAAUAUAAAUGCAAAACAAAGAAAUGCCAAAAUAAAAAAAAAAUACAAAUAAUAUUUCUUGUCCGGUC
Messenger RNA from Acanthochromis polyacanthus (spiny chromis), 2545 nucleotides. It is a transcript of the gene smad7, whose product is annotated as SMAD family member 7. Bases 1035 to 2165 code for a protein of 376 amino acids. Gene Ontology annotation, biological process: cell differentiation; BMP signaling pathway; transforming growth factor beta receptor signaling pathway. Gene Ontology annotation, cellular component: heteromeric SMAD protein complex. Gene Ontology annotation, molecular function: I-SMAD binding; transcription regulator inhibitor activity. The record is from RefSeq and is a predicted model, not a curated record. NCBI's taxonomy places the organism in Eukaryota, Metazoa, Chordata, Actinopteri, Pomacentridae. The transcript is spliced from 4 exons.